UUGUUCUCUCGCGGCCGGACCGCCCCAGUCGGUUCGUCCAGACACCCAGGGCUGCUCCAGUGGGGAGCGGGUGGGUGUUUAUCCGUCUCUCUCGUGCCCUAAAGCUGCGGCUGGAGGGAGAGCAAACCCCCGGCGGUCGUCUCCGGUGCCCUUCAGUGAGGAGGGGGCGUCUAGACCCUGGCGAGCGCACCCCAGGAGACCUCCCCGUCGCCGACUCGGUGACUUCGCAGCCUCCCCAGGGCAGCACACCCCAAUCUGGCUGCCAUGGCUGAAAAUGACGAGGGGGACCUGAACUCCAACCUGCUCCCCACCCACCACCGCACCGGGGACCCUCAGCUAGACACGGCCAUCGGACAGUGGCUCCGUUGGGAUAAGAAUCCCAAAACAAAAGAGCAGAUUGAGAAUCUGUUACGGGAUGGGAGGAACAAGGAGCUUCGCGAUCGUCUGUGUUGUCGAAUGGCCUUUGGGACUGCAGGGCUUCGUGCAGCCAUGGGAGCAGGGUUUUGCUAUAUUAAUGACCUUACAGUGAUACAGUCGACACAGGGGAUGUACAGAUACCUUGAGCGAUGUUUCUCAGACUUCAAGCAGAGAGGCUUUGUCGUUGGGUUUGACACUCGGGGGCAAGUAACUAGCAGUUGCAGCAGCCAGAGGCUUGCCAAACUCACUGCUGCAGUCUUACUGGCUAAAGAUGUUCCAGUUUACCUUUUCUCAAGAUAUGUUCCUACACCGUUUGUACCAUAUGCAGUUCAGGAACUCAGAGCGGUUGCAGGAGUGAUGAUCACAGCAUCUCACAACCGCAAGGAAGAUAACGGUUACAAGGUUUAUUGGGAAACUGGUGCUCAGAUCACAUCUCCUCAUGAUAAAGAAAUUCUGAAAUGUAUCGAAGAAUGUGUGGAACCCUGGAAUGGUUCCUGGAAUGAUAAUUUAGUAGAUACCAGCCCACUGAAGAAAGAUCCUCUACAGGACGUUUGUAAAAGAUACAUGGAGGAUCUGAAAAAGAUAUGUUUCCACAGGGAAAUAAACUCAAAGACCACCUUGAAAUUUGUUCAUACAUCUUUCCAUGGCGUUGGACAUGACUAUGUCCAGAAGGCUUUUCAAGUGUUUGGUUUUAAGCCCCCAAUUCCAGUACCAGAGCAGAAAGAUCCGGAUCCAGACUUUUCUACCGUGAAAUGCCCAAAUCCUGAAGAAGGAGAGUCUGUGCUGGAACUUUCUCUGAGACUGGCAGAGAAAGAAAAUGCCCGGAUCGUCUUAGCCACAGAUCCUGAUGCAGACCGACUAGCAGUAGCGGAACUUCUGGAAAAUGGUCACUGGAAAGUUUUCACCGGCAAUGAACUGGCAGCCUUGUUUGGGUGGUGGAUGUUUGCUUGCUGGAAGGAGAAUAAGUCCAGGAAUGCUGAUGUGAAGAAUGUUUAUAUGUUAGCCACCACCGUCUCUUCUAAAAUCCUGAAAGCAAUUGCACUUAAAGAAGGAUUUCAUUUUGAAGAAACAUUGCCAGGUUUUAAAUGGAUUGGAAGUAGGAUAAAAGACCUGCUGGAACACGGGAAAGAAGUCCUUUUUGCGUUUGAAGAGUCUAUUGGCUUUCUGUGUGGAACGUCGGUUUUGGAUAAAGAUGGGGUGAGUGCAGCAGUUGUUGUGGCCGAGAUGGCUUCGUACCUGGAAACCAGGAACGUCACAUUGGGACAGCAGCUGAUUAAGGUUUACGAAAAAUAUGGAUAUCAUAUUUCAAAAACUUCAUAUUUCUUAUGUUAUGAUCCAUCUACCAUCAAAAGUAUAUUCGAAAGACUUCGCAACUUUGAUUCUCCAAAGGAAUAUCCAAAAUUCUGUGGGACAUUUGCCAUAUUGCAUAUACGAGAUGUUACCACUGGGUAUGAUAGCAGUCAGCCUAAUAAGAAAUCAGUGCUGCCUGUGAGCAAGAACAGCCAGAUGAUUACAUUUACUUUUCAAAAUGGUUGCGUGGCUACUCUUCGGACCAGCGGGACAGAACCAAAGAUAAAGUAUUAUGCAGAAAUGUGUGCAUCACCUGACCAGAGUAACACGACUUUACUGGAAGAAGAACUGAAGAGGCUCAUUGAAGCUCUGAUUGAGAAUUUUCUUGAGCCCACGAAGAACGGCCUGACCUGGCGUGCCGUGUAGGGUGCCGCAGACAUCUGCACUGGCCGAUGGGACAGCACCCCAGGAGCUGCGUGUGGAACCUCGUGUUCCCAUUCUUUCUCUCCCCCGUUGGGCCAAGGAUUUCUCCCCCCUCUUUCUUUUUGGUCAAGUAGCUAAACACGCUGUGCAAUGUUGAAACCGUGUGGAGGGAAACAACUCAAAUGGUUUUUCCCGUAAUCUUGAACAAAAGUCAUUUACAUGGAAAGUAUUAGAGUACUGCAGUGUUUUGUUUUGUUUUUCCUGUAACAGAAACGUCACAAUACAAAAGUGAGUUCUGCUAGGAAAGUCUAGUCACCCUUAGUUCCAUGUCGUUGUGUGUAGCAUGGUUGCUGUUUUUUGAAAGCAGGUAAAUGUGAUUUAACUGUCGCGUAAGGUAAGCCUGUGAGAAACCGGCACUGCUCCCAGAUGGCUGUGGUAAGUGCCGGUGUGAUGCCACAGGCAUUGCUGUACACAUUAGGUGUUUAAACUAGGAUGUUUAGAGCAGUGUUACGGGGUGCUCGUGGUGCAGUCUGUGCGUAUUGAAGAUUCUGACGUUUACUGAACAGAAAACAAUAGGGGCAGCACUCACAGCGGCUUUGUUAUUAGAUGCAGUGCCUUCCCAGGGGUCUGGUAUAAACUGGACACUGUUUCUCCAUUGGGUCUGAUUCAAUCAGUUAACUUUGAGCCGGUUAAGAACAAAUCUCCCAAACUCUGUGGGUACUCCUCCGCUGUGUCAAAGUCUCGCUGGUUGAGCAGAGAGAAAAAUCUGAACUGAGAAAGGAGCUGUGAAUUUAUUUAGAAGUCUUAGCUUUUGACUUAGAUUUGUAGUCACUUUAUUCCUUAUUCUGAUGAAGUAAUGAUACUUUCACUAAAAAAUAAAAUAAAACCAUCCAGAUCUAAGUAUUAUGAACCAUAAUACUAAGUUCCAGUUUAUUUUAACAUCUUGCUGGCUUCUCUAGACUUUCUGAUCCCAUAACCACGACUCACUUAUUCUUAAUGUAGAAAAGUAUUUGUUGGAAGGUCAUUUGUUGGUUGAUUCUUCAGUUUUCUGAAAAAGACCUGGAGAAGUGCUAUUUCAUCUUCUCAGAGCGUAUCCUGGCCUACAGGUCACAGCAUAGUUCUACACAUGAAAUACACUAAAGAAAUAGACAGGCAGUGCACUGGGGAUAAUAAAACUAAAUGAAUGGCCUAUAGGAGGUAGCACUGGUAUUAGAGAAUGUGUUUCCCUGAAAAAUAAAUGCUAAAACAUUUGAGCUGAUUAGAAAGUUCAUGAAAUCGUGGUUUGGUGUGUCCAAUUGUACUUCUCACAUGACGAGUUGCCACGAUUGUUCAUUGGUUCUCUCUUGCUGUCGGACACCUGGAUCUUGUAUAACUGCAGAUAAUAGGCAGCUAGUUAAGUGUAGAGCAUCAUUUUUCUGAAAGAGCUCAUUUUUAAAGGCUGUACUGAUGAAGAAAUGCAUAGUUUUUUGUUUAUUUUCUUUUAGGACUGUAUAUUGUAAUUUUUUAAAUGACCUGUGUUCUAUAAAGUGGUAUGGCCAGUGCUAUGUACAUAUGAAAUAUGUUUAUAUUUGUUUUUGCUACCUGUGUUUCAGUGACUAAAGAACAGGGUGUAGCUAACAUGAUUAUGACAGGCCAUUUGUAAUCGAUAAAGCUACAUCCUGAUUAUCACUCUAUUAUGAAGAAAACCAUUUUAUUUGGGUACUUUGAUGCAACAUUUGGGUCAUCUUAAGGUGAACAGUUAUUGAAACUCAGAAUAUUAUUUCAAAAUAUUUUUUAAUAUGAACACAUGAAUGCAAAUGACUAAAAAGUUAAAGUGAACAAAUAAACACAAAUGAUCCCGAAGUCGGCCGGAGCAUGAUACUUGGCCUCGUGCGUCCACCCGUCUAGCAGGCUCCAUCUAGUGACCACCAGAGCCAGCCAGGAGAGGGCCCUGCUGUUCACGCUUCUCCCCUGAGCAGCGGCAUGGGAAGAAGUGCCCCCUCGUUGAGGCUGGGAGAGCAGGGCAGGUCUAGUGGGCAGGUCAGCACACGCAUUGGAGAGGCAGAGGAGACGAACAGGAGAAGGUCCGGAAGGCAACAGGAAAUACUUCUUGUGAAGAGCAAGCCUGUCAGCCUGCCCUAAAAGGAGGACGUGAACGCGUGAGUUGUUUACGGUUCCGGUUUGUUAUGAUGAUGGAUGGCUAGUGGGCCCGUUGUUUUCCUUUAUCAGUGCUUACAGCGAGGCCGAACUGCAGGCGGACCCCUUGUACUGACUAAAUUCAUGCCAGAAGGUUGAGUGUUCAGAUCUCUGGGAACUCUAGAAGGGGUGGGGCAGACAGAAACAGGGACACACUGUCGCUGGAGAAGGAAAACCUCUUCAGAAAGAGCUUAAGGAAUUAAGAUCACUUAACUGAAGACGAGGAAGCUACCGCGAGCGAUCUUAAGGCUCAAGUUAUUAAUUGGGGCUUUUAGCAAAGAACGCAAAGUCAGAAAUAAGACAAAUUCUUUUCCAUCUAGAACAAGAGGUAUCGGAAUCUUUAAAAGGGGCUGGGGGCCGGGGGCAGACAGCAUAAAAAGUUCUAGUUCAGGUUUGAUAACUUCUUAUACAGGAAUCAUCAUGAAGUCUUCUACUUGAAUUUUUCUUUAAAAGUUAUUUUAAGGGAAUUAAAAUGUUAACUAUUAAGGGGUAUAAUAAAUGGCCUUUUAAGGUUCUUUUUUUUUAUUAUUUUUUUUAUAAGGUUCUUUUCAACACUUAAAAAAAUGAACAAGAUGAUGUAAAGUAAAUUUUGGGUUUCACUCCAUCUCUGGGAGAACUUAGCUCAUGAGAGUUGUUUGUGUAUUUUGAGUAGUGCAAUGCAUGCGUGCAAUGAGGCACGUCUCACUGAGGUGUUAUUUAGUUAUGCGACUUGAACCCGGUUUUGUUCGUCUCGAAGAAUGUGUAGCAUUGUAGGACGCUUGAGGCUUGGGUUGUAAAUACAAAGUAGUAGUACUUGGAUGUAGUAACUUCCGGAGAGAGGUCCUGAGAUAUCGGCUCCUGCGGAGUAUGUUCAUCUAGGAAACGGACCUCCCGUUUCUUCAGCGGGUUGCUCCACGGAUGGGUCUUCCGGAAAACACGCGCUAUGAACUGCUGCUAUGGAUAUUUCUGGUAUUUCUUCAGCUCUUUUCUUGAUGUUUGUGAUACUUGCAAAAUCCAAAUUUCACAUGGAUACAUUUGAUUGUAUGCCUUUUUCUCCUCGCUACCUGUUUUUUUCCCUAAGCAUCCUCCCACAUUUUGUUACUGUGAAAAGUUCUCAUUGUAUUACCUCUGAGAAGAAAUCUUACUUGUAUCCAUUCAGAAUGCUUUACAUUUAUUCAUAAACUGUGUAUGGCUGUAAGUUAUUUUGUUAUUGUCAGAGCAUUUUCGCCUUGUUGUAACGUGAUUCUAAAUCUUAUUUCAAACUCUA
Molecule: messenger RNA, 5551 nt
Organism: Echinops telfairi (small Madagascar hedgehog)
Lineage: Eukaryota; Metazoa; Chordata; Mammalia; Afrosoricida; Tenrecidae
Gene: PGM2L1
Product: phosphoglucomutase 2 like 1
Exons: 14
Coding region: 265-2133 (622 amino acids)
Biological process (GO): carbohydrate metabolic process
Molecular function (GO): intramolecular phosphotransferase activity; glucose-1,6-bisphosphate synthase activity
Source: RefSeq, a predicted model, not a curated record